Messenger RNA from Malassezia globosa CBS 7966, 3858 nucleotides. RefSeq lists its product as uncharacterized. Gene Ontology annotation, biological process: meiotic chromosome condensation; mitotic cell cycle; mitotic chromosome condensation. Gene Ontology annotation, molecular function: histone binding. Gene Ontology annotation, cellular component: condensin complex; nucleus; condensed chromosome, centromeric region. The transcript has a single exon. The record is from RefSeq and is a predicted model, not a curated record. The coding region runs from base 1 to 3858 and encodes 1285 amino acids. NCBI's taxonomy places the organism in Eukaryota, Fungi, Basidiomycota, Malasseziomycetes, Malasseziales, Malasseziaceae.
AUGCAUAACACGGAGAUGGAUGCUGGAUCAUCGUUUGACCUUGCAGAACAACUUUUGCGUCUUCAGGAGGAUGACAUGAUCAUUGAAUACGACGUGAGUGCAAUGGACGUCAUGGCUCAGCAAGAUCUCGUCACACGUAUUGUCGAUGCAGUAGCAUCCUCAGCUACUUCUGUAAAUGAUUCUGAUGUAUAUCAGUGCAUGCUAUCAUGCAUCAAGAGUGUGAGCAACUUGCCGAACCACCUGGCUCACAGACUCCUGGACACCAUUCUUAGUGGAAUGAAUGCUACGAUUGAAGAAGUUGUAGAACUGGAUUCAUCCCAAUGGGCUGCUUGGACUGAACCUUUGGAGCGUUAUGCUUUUCUUCUUCAAUGGCUUGUUGAACUACUGGAAAAACAUCGCGAGUUGUUUGGAAAGUCUGACAAGGGCAUCACCAAGCGUGCUGGUUCAUCAUCAACAUUGUCCACCGCUUUUAGAGACAAUGGCGAAGGAUCGUGGACGUGGGCCUCUUCGCUCCCAGUCGUUUUGAGGCUAUUUUCUAAAACGCUUCGUACAGUACCUGAACGCAUGUGGACAUCGAAAGCCAGCCGUGAUACGUUCAUAUCUCGGUGCAUUCUCCGACCAGUGAUGCUGUGUCAAGAAAAUGAAGUAUAUCUGAAGGACACAGCAAUCAAAUUGGGCAUAUUUAGGGUUGUAUGUUUGGCAGUCAAACUCCACGGCCAGGGCUUAAAUGUCCAGACCAGUAUAUCACAAGCGCUCCAGUAUUACGAGCAUUUGGCCGAGCCUAUGGCGGAGCUCCUGGGUGCCAUGCGCACGGAGUUUGAUGUUGAAGUUCUUGGGGAGGAUGUGCUUCGUGAUUUUGCAGCGAAGUCAUUUACAAGUCUUGAUUCAAAGGGUCCACGGAGCUAUGCCCGUUUCCUCGUGCGCAUGACGGAGCUGAAUCCGCGCAGUGUUUUGAAGCUCAUGAGUCUGUUGCAGAGGCAGCAGGAGAGUGAAUCAUAUCCAAUUCGCAAUGCCAUGGUCGAGGUGCAUGGCCUCCUUAUCAAGUACCUCGCUACAAGUGAAGAUGACGUCGACGCAGCACUAAAUAGUAAAGCUGGUCAACUCGACACGGACGAUGAUGGUGAUGAUACGCGCAAUGCACGUGAGAAGCAAAUGGACGUGCUUUUCGAGCGCUUGUUCGAGCGAUUCCUUGAUUUAACGACGUUCGUUCGUACCAAAGCCAUUCAGGUCUGUGGUAGACUUUGUGACUUGGCCGUGCGGCUCCCUGCCCAAAGACUGCGGAUGACAUCGCUGGCAGUCCAGUCACUUGAGGAUAAGAGCAGUAAUGUGCGCCGGAAUGCUAUUGCCCUUCUUGUAAAACUUGUACUGACACAUCCAUAUGGUGUUAUGCAUGGCGGUGAACUCAAUGCUGAUGCAUGGACGCAGCGUCGGGAUGUUGUACGUUCAGAGCUCGAAAAGGCUGAGGAACGACUCGCGUUUCCUGUGACAGAGGAGGGUGAAGCCGAUGCUGGCAUAGACGGCGAGGACCAAGACCAAGGCGAUGAAGACAUGUCAGGUAAAAUGUCGAGUCGCAGCGGCAAACCACGACGCUCUGAGCUUGACCUAGAUGCCCUUGCAGCUACGCAGCAGUCUAUGACGCAUGCAGAGCAUGAAAAACUCGUCAAGUUGCGUCUCACUAUGACAUACUACGAAGACGCACUCAAGUUCAUCCACCUUCUUGAGCAAGGCGUCCCGAUCCUUGUUCAACUGCUUGCAUCUACAAACAAGGCAGAGGUGCUUGAAAGUAUGGAGUUUUUUCGCGUCGCCCAUGAAUACAGGAUUCAUGGCGCUUCUGACGGCGUCCGAGCCAUGAUUCAUUUGAUUUGGACAAAAGAUAAUGCCCUAGUCAUGGAAGACGGCAGUCAGCUGAAAGGGAUCCGCAGCCGUCUUAUCGAAGUGUAUCGCUCACUCUACUUUGAUCCCUACCCAGGUCUAAGUCGCUCUGAGCACGUCGCCCUUGUAUGCCGCAAUAUGAUCGAGCGCACGUUCGGUGCGACUCUUGCUGAACUCACGAGUCUUGAGCAGCUUUUUAGCCUCAUGCAUGCAGAGGGUCUCGUGGAGCGCGCCGUCGUUGAAAAGCUUUGGGACGUGUAUGCGAGUCCGCUUCCCAUCUCUCGUGCUCAGCGCCGAGGAGCGAUCAUGAUCCUGAGCAUGCUGGCGAAGGCUGAGCGCGAGCUUGUUGCAGAAAAGAUGGAUGUGCUUUUGCGCAUUGGUCUCGGCCAUGUUGGUUCGAAAGAUCUCGUGUUGGCAAAGCAUACUUGCAUCGCCCUGCAGCACGUUAGUGGCAGUACGAAAAAAGUGAAAGGCACUCUCGCAGGUGGCCAUGUCCGUUAUCCAAUGCAACACCCCAUGUUCACCCGAUUAUGUUCGAUCAUUGAGAUGCCAUCAACAGAUGAGAAGGACCGUCAUUCCGAAUGGUUCGGCGUCGCUGAGCAGGCGAUUGAUGCGAUCUAUCUCCUGGGAGAGCAGCCAGAUGCUCUUUGCACGGAACUCCUGCGCCACAUGACUCUCGCUGCAUUUGCUUCAACGGACCAGCGCACAAACGAUGUGUACCAGAUGGCGCAGCUCGUGUUUGUGGUGGGUCAUGUGGCGUUAAAGCAGAUGGUGCAUUUGGAGCUGGUCGAGCGAGAAUUUAAGCGGCGGAAGGCUAUGCGUGACGAUGCAGCGCAGCAAAACUCUGGUGCGUCCAAGCCAGCGACGGCGUCGGAGCUUGAUCAGGUUGCGGAGCAGGCUGAGGAUGACAUUGGCGAAACGAUGGCAUGGGUGCGUGAUCGUGAGCUCCUGUACGGACCAGAAAGUCUACUAGCCUUGUACGGGAAUGUGGUGCCGUUCAUCUGCUCGAAUACAAGGCAAUAUCCGGAUAUAUUCUUGCAGCGUGCCGCGGCUCUGACACUGUGCAAGUUCAUGUGCAUCUCAGCUGAGUACUGUGAGGCAAAUUUGGGCCUGCUACUGCAUUUGUUGCGAACGUCCAAGGAUGCGGUCGUUCGUGCGAAUGCGGUCAUUGGUCUUGGUGACGUCGCUGUGUGUUUUGGCACGCUCGUCGACGAGAACAGUGAGCGUUUGUACGCAGGCCUCGGUGACAAGGACUUGGGUGUGAAAAAAAAUACGCUGAUGGUGCUGACUCACCUGAUUCUCAACGGCAUGAUCAAAGUCAAGGGACAAUUAGGCGAGCUUGCCAAAUGUCUCGAGGAUGAGGAAAUGCGUGUGAGCGAUUUGGCCAAGCUUUUCUUCAGCGAAUUGGCCGCGAAAGAAAACGCCGUGUACAACAACCUGCCAGACAUAAUCAGUCACCUUUCGACAGGAGAGCAUGCUGUCGACGAGACAACGUUUAUGAAUACGAUGCGUUUCAUCUUUACCUUCAUUGAUAAGGAGCGCCAAGCGGAGAAUGUGAUUGAGAAACUCUGCCAGCGCUUCCGCCUCACGACUGAGGAACGGUCCUGGCGCGAUAUUGCUUUCUGUCUUUCGCUCCUGCCCUAUCGAUCUGAGCGCUCCAUCAAAAAACUCGUCGAUGCUCUUCCCUUCUACCGAGACAAGCUGUAUGUGCCUGAUGUGUUCCAGCGCUUUUCUGAAAUCUUGGCCAAGAUGCACCAGGGCAAGUCCUCUUCAGCCGCUGCCAAGGCAGGCGACACCGACUUGCGCGAAUUUGAAGAUGUGCUUGCUCAUGCAGCGUCUCAAAGCACACAAGAUCACGCCCUUGAAGAUGCUACGCAGACUCAGACAGCGAAGCUAGAGCGUCGCCAUGCGCGCCCACUCGUAUCGAAAGGUCAACCUAGUCGCCCUGCACGUACAACGCGCCAGACGCGCCGUCGCGUCACCUAA